CCCCUCUGUCCUUCCGUCCUGGGACCUUUACCUCCGCUCGCACUACCCGCGGAGGGACAACGCGCUCCUGCCUGCAGCGGGGGCGGGGACGCUGGGCUCGCGGCCCCACCGCCCCCGACGAUGAUGAAGCUGAGGCUCAGAGAAGGAAAGUGAGACACGCGUUUGCACAACUAGGUGAUCACCGUGUAGGAACCAGGUUGAGUCCAGCAGUGGGGACAGGAGCCCAGACCUCUCACCAUGGUCCCCUCCGGGUGUAGGUGGUUGGCCGCAGAGCCCAUGCCGUGAGGCCAGGAGUCACCCCUCUGCCAGCAUGCCGUGGGAUGCUCAGCGGCCCGGGGGCGGUGCGGACAGUGGGCCUGACGGUGCGAGCGCAGCCCGCUCCCGGGCCCAGAAGCAGUGCCGGAAGUCUUCCUUCGCCUUCUACCAAGCUGUGCGAGACCUGCUACCCGUCUGGCUGCUCGAGGACAUGCGCGCCAGCGAGGCUUUCCACUGGGACGAGCGCGGGCGCGCCACUGCCUACUCGCCGUCCGAGGCGCUGCUCUACGCGCUCGUGCACGACCACCAGGCCUAUGCGCACUACCUGCUGGCCACGUUCCCAAGGCGCGCGCUCGCGCUGCCCAGCGCCGGCUUCCGUUGCUGCGCCGCACCUGCGCCGCACGUGGCCCUGGCGGUGCGCUAUAACCGGGUGGGCAUCCUGCGCCGCAUCCUGUGCACCAUCCGUGACUUUCCGGCCGAGGACCGCGCGCGCCUGCUAGACCGACGUGGCUGCAGCCGUGUUGAGGGUGGCGGCACGUCGCUGCACGUGGCCUGCGAGCUGGCACGCCCGGAGUGCCUCUUCCUGCUGCUUGGCCACGGCGCCUUGCCCGGCCUGCGUGAUGGUGGUGGCCUCACGCCGCUUGAGCUGCUGCUGCGUCAGCUGGGCCUCGACUCCGGGGCCACCCCUGCUGCCGCAACGCCCGCUGUACCUGGGGAGCUGCGUCAGCGCCGCCUGCUGCUGCUUGACCUGUUGGUACUGUACACGCCCGCGGAUGUCGCCAGCCGGGCCCGUUGCGAGCUGCUGGCUGAACCGCUGCGCUGGCAGCGGCUGCUGGGCGAAGACAAGUUCCAGUGGCUGGCGGGUCUGGCGCCACCCUCGCUCUUUGUGCGCGCCAUGCAGGUGCUGGUCACCGCCAUCUCGCCCUGCCGCUUCCCCGAGGCCCUGGACGAGCUGCCGCUGCCUCCUUUCCUGCAGCCACUGGACCUCACUGGCAAGAGCUAGCCCACGGGGCACCCUGGGCACUGGAUUUUUGGAGAAUACUAUUUUUCAGAACGUUGUACCUAGCACUUUACAUAUAUUGAACUCU
Messenger RNA from Molossus molossus (Pallas's mastiff bat), 1343 nucleotides. It is a transcript of the gene ANKRD9, whose product is annotated as ankyrin repeat domain 9. Gene Ontology annotation, molecular function: protein binding. The coding region runs from base 311 to 1258 and encodes 315 amino acids. The record is from RefSeq and is a predicted model, not a curated record. The transcript has 3 exons. NCBI's taxonomy places the organism in Eukaryota, Metazoa, Chordata, Mammalia, Chiroptera, Molossidae.